AUGCCUUCUCCACGCCGAGUACGCCUACUGAUCCUGGCGACAAUCGGCACCUUCAUCUUCAUCCUCUUCUACACCUCUGGAUUUGACUCUCAUCACGAUGCCGAAACAUCUACCGGACAAGAAUUUAUCAAGAAGACCCAAAAUGCCAUGAGCGCAAACGAGAUGCCCGCUCCUAUUGUGGACUUUGCUACGGGCGAGAAAGCUGGACAAUCGCAUAACGACAAGGACGGAGAUGGUGAUAUCGACGAAGAGGAUAAGAAAAUGGCCAGUGAAAUGCAGCAACGUCUCAAGGCUGCUGAAGCAGAGGCCAAGGGCAAGGCAAACGAGAAGGGUGGUCUGCGACCCGACCCCCCUAAGAAAGUCGUUGGCGUUGGAAGUUCGGCAGAGGGACAGAACAAGGACAAGAUUGUUAAGCCGGCCGCUGGAGAGCAGGGCGAUGCUGCUGCUGCUGCUGCUGCUGCUCCUAAUGCUGCUGCCGCCGCCGACAAGAAGCCCGAGACAGAGACAAGGAGCAAAGUGGAACUUGAGGCACGCGCUGAACUUGACUCUAUCCUCAAGAAGUCUCCUGUCAUCAUCUUCUCCAAGACUUACUGCCCCCACUCGAAGAAAGCCAAGAGCAUCUUGAUCGAAAAGUACUCCAUCACUCCCGAGCCAUACAUUGUCGAACUCGACGUCCACCCUCAAGGCUCAGCCCUACAAGACCAACUGCUCGAGACAACUGGACGAAGGACUGUGCCCAACAUCAUGGUCAACGGCGUGAGCUUAGGAGGCGCCGACGAUAUCACCGAGAUGGAUCACGCAGGCAACCUUGUAGGCAAGAUUGUCGAUCUCGGAAACAAGCGCGUCGAGAUGACAGCGCGAAGCAAUUGA
Fusarium coffeatum is the source of this 870-nucleotide messenger RNA. RefSeq lists its product as uncharacterized. The transcript has 2 exons. NCBI's taxonomy places the organism in Eukaryota, Fungi, Ascomycota, Sordariomycetes, Hypocreales, Nectriaceae. Gene Ontology annotation, cellular component: fungal-type vacuole; Golgi lumen; cytoplasm. Gene Ontology annotation, molecular function: glutathione disulfide oxidoreductase activity. The record is from RefSeq and is a predicted model, not a curated record. Bases 1 to 870 code for a protein of 289 amino acids. Gene Ontology annotation, biological process: cellular response to oxidative stress.